AUGGAGGAACCGGGGCUGCAGUCCAGGUCCAGGCGCACGGACCAUCCUCUGAGCGCGGGGAGCGGCGUGGACUGGACACGCAAAGUGGACAAGCAGAGUGGACACGCAGACUGGUCACGCAGAGUGGACAGAGUGGACACGCAGACUGGUCACGCAGACUGGUCACGCAGACUGGUCACGCAGUGGCGCGUGGAGGGUGAAGUAGAGCCGCCGCUGGAACCGCGCAGCAGCGGGAGCGCGCAGAAGCGGGAGUGCGCACGCGUGCACUUCCGCUAA
This is a messenger RNA of Knipowitschia caucasica, 276 nucleotides long. The record is from the annotation of a GenBank genome assembly. NCBI's taxonomy places the organism in Eukaryota, Metazoa, Chordata, Actinopteri, Gobiiformes, Gobiidae.